AGAUUAAUUCAAUAAGAUGACCAGCUCAGUUUUUGCCGUUUUAUUUGGUCUCAAUUUUGUGUUAUUCCCUUGUGAAGGUACGACUCUAAUUAACCAGGUAUAUAGAACAGCAACUUAUCCUGCGUUCAUAUAAGUUGUCAUAGCUCUUGAUAUAAUAAGCACAAGCUUCCAAUCCUUCCAUACAAGUAAUACCAGGUCUAUUGUCAAGUCUUGGUGUAGGUUAUUAGGCACAAAAAUAUGUUGCAUGCUUUUGUAACUGGAAGUUUAUCACAACGGUUAUGUUGAACCAAUCACGUCCAAUGACAAGUUACUGCGUGGGCAACAAUAAAAUUGUUGCUUAAUAUAUAUAUAUAUAUAUAUAUAUAUAUAUAUAUAUAUAUAUAUAUAUAUAUAUAUAUAUAUAUAUAUAUAUAUAUAUAUAUAUACAAAAUAAUGUGUAAAAUAUAAAAUAAUGUAGUAUUCAGGUGUAUAAAAAAAAAACUGAACAGAUUUGAAAUUGCUCUCAAUUUCGUAAAACAGCUAUUAGUAUCCAGUUUUUUAUGUAUAUAGCUUCCUUGGGUACUUAUAAUGUUGAAUAAUGAAAAAAAAUUUCUCGAACUCAAAUCUUGUGAACCAGGGGGGGGGUGUCUUUUCCAACAAAAUGAAAAUGGCUUGCGCACGCAAUUUAAAAGCUUUAAUCAUAUUUUGAGUUAACAGAUGGAAAAUGUGUUUGGUUUUUAAUUACUGUACAAAAUUUCAGACAAUUUGUUUUAGUUUAAGCCCUUUAACUAUCCAUUUUUUCCUAAAAAAUCAGCCUUUCGCGUGCUUAAUUAAUGCCUUUUAAUUAAGCAUGCAAAUUGCUGAUUUUUUAGGAAAAAUGUAAGUUUGCGUGGAUAGUUGAGGGGCUUAAACUGAAGCAAAUUGUCUGAAAUUUCGUGUAGCAAUUAAACGCCCAACACAUUUUUCAUCGAUUAACUCAAAAUACGAUUAUAGCUUUUAAAUCGCAUGCGCAAGCCAUUUUUAGUUUGUCGGAAAAGACACCCCCACCCCCCGUUUACAAAAUUUGUGUUCGCGAAAUUUUUUCAUUAUUCUACAUUAUAAGUACCCAAAGAAGCCAUAUAUAUCAAAAGCUGGAUACUAAUAGCUGUUUUAAGAAAUUGAGAGCAAUUUCAAAUCUGUUCAGUUUUUUUUUUAUACACCCUGUAUAUAUAAAUUUUCAUAUGAAUAUAGCUGAAUAUGUAUGACACUAUUUUAUUAAUGCUAUUUUCUUCCUUUUCUUCCUCCUUAGAGGGCAAAAUGUCCUUAUCUCGCCACACUCUUAUUCUCAGAAAGGGGUUACUGGUUAGCGGAAAAUCGAAUAAUGAUAUUUUACCUUAAUUAAAGCAACAAUGAAAUUAGAAAAAAAAUGCAUUAGCAAAAUGUUAAAAACGUACAGCAAAUUGUCUGCUAUAAUGGGUUAUUCCAGAAUACAUCUACAAUUUCUCCUACAAAUAAUGUUGGAAGUUCAGACAUCCUCGAACAUUUUCUCAUUAUCAGGCAUACAUUUCUUUCCAUCCCCCUCCAUACAUCACAAGUUUUAGGGGAGUGUCAAUCAUUUCAGUCACAACCUAAUGGCCAGGAUUAUAAUGUCAAUGCCAAUAAAGGUACCUGAGAUUGUUUUGAACAUUUCGAUUAUUUAAUAGAAAUGUAUUGAUUAUUAAUUUCUUUGUGUAGGUCAAGUUUCCCCCCCCCCGUCCAGUGGUGACACCUUUGUUGUUCUCCCUGGAGAAGAUGUGACAAUAACAUGGACACUUCAUGUCGGUGCACCUAACAUAGGUUUUCGAUCGUGGACAUUUCUUGCAAAGAGCAGUUUUGCUCAUAUUCUUAAUGAUGGAGAUGUGGUUAACACCACCCAAAACUCGCCUGGGCCAUUUACAAUAACAAAACCUUCAACACUGAUUUUAAAAAACGUUAAUAUCCAGUACAAUGGAACGUACACAUUUGUUGUUGUUUCAGGUGGUAAAACUACUUCAUCUCCUGUUCAUGUGUUUGUUGCAGGUAAGUGUCAUUUGUGUAAUAUCCUAUACCUUCUUAACCUAUUUUUCACCAAAAGCUAAUUUCGCAUAAUUUUCAGGCAUUUAACAAAUUGCUUUAUUCUGAUUGGUUCAGACAACUGCAAUUACAGAUCCUGGCAUCCUGCACACGAAUACGUGGAUAAUGUUCGGACUGAUUUUACUGACUGUUGCAAACGUUUGAACAGAGAUACAGGAAGGCAAUUUUAUUAUUCAUAUUAUGAUUAUACAUUAAAAAAGAAUAUAAUUCAACAUGGAAACAAAUUACAAAAUACAAAUCCCAGCAAAAACGGUGGUCUAUAAAAUAAAUCAUGUAUGGGUGGCGACACCUUUGUUGUUUUCCCUGGCGAAAAUGUGACAAUAGCGUUGAAACGUGAUGUCAGUAUAUCUGACCUCUAUGAUCUGACGUAAUUAAAACUUAUAAACGUAUAUAUAACGUUUAUAUCUGACGUAACUAAUUCUUUGAGCGUGAACUUUCAUUCCUAAAGGCAGAUAUUUGCUCAAAUUGUUGGAGAUGAGAUGGUGGGAUAUAAACCCUCCAACUUACCUGGGCGUUUAAAAUAGAAAAGCCUUCAACUUAACGGUGAUUUUAAAGAACCUUGGUAGCCGGUGCAAUGGGAAAUAACAGUUUAUUAUUUUUACACGUAAAAAUCUCACAUCUUGCAGCAAGUCUACCAACAAGCUGUCAACAAGUUGUGUUCGCACUGCUUGUCCCAAUUUGUCAACAAGUUUAGAACAAGCUGUUAACAAUUUGUAGCAACCUUGUUGUUAUUAUCAGGCUUAAUUGUUACAAGGUUGUUCCAACAAGUCCGAUACAGUCAUGAUAUAACAGUAUUGUUACAACCUUGUGUCGUCAACCUUGUAACAUUUUUGUUUAUCAUGAUUGUAUCAGACUUGUUAAGAACAACCUUGUAACAAGUCUGAUAAUGCCAUCAAGCUUGUUCCAAGUUGUUAACAGCUUGUUCCAAACCUGUUCCAACAACUGGGAACAAGCAGUGCGAAGACAACUUGUCGACAAUCGACAGCUUGUGAACAGAUUUCUAACAACUUGUUUGCAGAUUUGUAACAACUUGUGCGUUUUUAGGUGUGUAUGUAAUGUUUACAACAUGAGCGGCCGUGUUGUAUCAGAUAUACAAACUCGAGCCGAAGGCGAGAGUUUGUAUAUCUGAUACAACAUGGACGCGAAUGCUGUAAACAACUUAAAAAACGAAUCAUCUUAUGAGUUCAUUGGCGAAGUAAUUUUAAAAAUAAACGUUGUCUAAGCCGAGAAAAUCAAAGUUAAAGUUUAUGUAAAUCAACAUGAAUCUGUAUCACAUAUACAGAUACGACACGCUUAUGAUUUUUCUUUGUGUUUUCUUCAUGAAUUAUUAAUGAAUUUUUUAAAUAAAAUAACAGCUAGGUUACGUCUGAUGUUCAUGUGUUUGUUGCAAGCAAGUGUUGGUUACCAUUUUAGGCCUUCUUAGUUUUACAAUUUACAUCAAAGGCCGUUGAGGCCGACGCACGGAUAAGAUCAAAUGAAAGUGACAAAAAGAAUUAGAGCAGUUUGCAGUUGUUUUUGCAAACGAGCACCGUGCGAAUUUUGCCAUUUGUCGUGCUUCUUUUGCCAAAUCAAAUGAACGAACGCGUGCUCAAACCCGAUUUCCGGUUCUGAAAAGCCAGAUUCGCAGGCAAGCAGUGCGCGCACAGCACACUCCAGUAUAACCGCAGACUCACAGAUGUUGCUUCGCAGCAUCCGCGAGCAAAAAUGACUUUCAUUGUCGUAUGACUAAGACCUCGUUCACACGAUACCGGCAUGAAAUUCUGCCGGCAGAAAAUCAUCACGGUUUCAACUGUUCACACGAUACCGGCAGAUUAUAUUCCGCUUUGACAAUAUGCUGCACAAAUCAGUUAAAAUAGACAGAAUAAAAUAUCCAACAACAACUUUUGCAGUUUUGUUAAUUUCAUUUUGCAUAACCGUAACGAAAUUCUUACGGUUAGGCGUUAAUAUUGAUAUCAACAACACCAUAUUGAUAUCAUAUUUCAAUAUUGAUAUCAACAACAACAACAGACCACUUCAAGCAUCACUACCAACAACAACAGACCACUUCAAACAUACGUUAGUCUUACUGAAAACUCUUUUAAAACUAGAUUUUACAAUCACCAAAUGUCAUUCAACUUGUACGAGAAAACUCACUGUCGCACGUCUCUCUCCUCCGCAGAGGCUUUAGUUGGCUAUGAUUACGAUUAGUAUUGAGAUGGAACACGACUCGUGUUCCAACAUCCGCCAUGUAAAGUGUAGUGAAAUGUAUCUCAACAAUCAUAGCCUGCCUCUGAAGGCUCUGAGGAGGAGAGAGAUUUUCCCGCCGAUAAUUGCUUCCUGUGCUUCGAGAAUAGUUCUCAACAUUUCCAAUCUCUCAUGAAGGCAUAGGUUGCAACUCUUUGCGCCGCUGCAAUAGGAUGAUGCUUGCUUCAGAAUUAUCGUUUCUUGUUCUUUAGAUGCCAAAUGUGCUUGGGCAGCUCAGUGGAUUUAACGUAGCUCGUAUCUUCGAAUGAGGUCUUAUGGUUGUAAUAACGUUUCUUAAAUAUGUUUGAUGUCAUCCCAAUGUAUUUCCUAAUUAUUCCUCUGUCGUCCUUGACCUCGGCUUUAUAGACAACGCUCUUUAUAAGGCAAUUAUUAUUUAAAGGGGCAUUCGUUGCUUUUUCGACAGUUGCAUUUGUCGUUGGUAGAUGCUACUACAAUAUUCUUAGUCCUUACAAAGGAUGCCAAAGUUAUGCUUGGAGAUGACGCUUAAUUUUACAGUUAUGUUAAUUUUAAAAGGUCUUGUGCAUGUAGCGGGUUAGACGCAGGGAAAUGUUUGUCAAUCAGAUUUAGAAAGUUUCUACCAACAUUUCAAAUGCAAGGAAACAUUUUUAACACCCUCGAAUUUUCGAUACAUUUUCAGUGAAGCCAACUGAAACAAUCAAUUGUCGCGGUUUCGUCACAGUGGAUGAAGGCUGCAAAGACUUCACUGUGGAUGAAGGCAAAGACUUCACAUGUGUAUGCAGAGGUGAAAAUGGAAACCCUCCUGCCAGUGUAACUUGGUACAAAGAUGGCGUUCAGAUUGGUACAACAGAAAAAGAACAAACAUUGACUCGAAGUAAUGUUACUGGAACAGACAGUGGAACUUACAAAUGCGUGGCACAAAGCCACACUCUAACGGAAGAAAAAUCAGUUGUAAUUGUAGUAAAAGUUUAUAGUAAGUCAGCCAUUAUACAGUGUUUCUGCAUGGUCCUAUUUAUUUUUAAAGAAAAUUGAAAUUUGCCUAUGACCAUAAAAUAAAUACAUGCAUAUACAGUGACCGUUUAACUGACUCUAAAAGAUUAGAGGAUAAAUAGCUAACGAUUCAAAUGAAACUGAACAUUGUGCAUGACCUGAAUUAUAGGCCGGGUUCCGAUUGAAAGAUGAACUUGUGGCCCUGUGAUUCCUUUGUAGUUUUCUGAUAUUGCACUGCAGAGUAUAGUUGCCAAGAGCCAACCCCUGGUUAUUUAUCCACCUAGUUUGUAGUACCAGAACAUUUAACCCGGAAUAUUAAGUUAACCCAAAUAUUAAGUUUAACCAGAGUGCUUUUAGAGUGUAUGUAUGUAUUUUAUUAUAUUAUUAUAGCCGAGUUGUUAUUCACAAAUGAAAGCAACUAUUUGAUUAUUUUCAUAAGUAACAAAGAGAUUUUGUUUCUUUGCAGCUAGACCUAACGUUACAGGCAUUACGUUUGUACCAAAUCCAGUUGAAAUUGGUAAAGCAGUCACCAUAACAUGUGAUGAAUCCGAGGGUGUUCCUGAGCCAAGUUAUACGAUACAUCAUAAUGGUAAACAGGUCAGCAGUGAGAAGACGUUUACGAUAUCUGAAGUAAAGCAGAGUGAUGAACAACCAUAUACAUGCGUUGCACAGAAUAGACUUGGCAGGGAUUCAAGUACCGAUAAUUUAAUCGUCGUAGGUAAGAUUCGGUUUUAAAGCGGACUUUCUUCGUCCAUUCUAUCACCGGGAAGAGGGGUGGGGAGACACACGUUGAAAGGAAAACCUCCAGAACCACUAGCCAAUUUAAGGAAAUAAAGUUUACUAGAAAAGCUAUGCAAAACCGAAAAAUAAAAGCGUCUUGAAAAGCAAGGAUAUAUAUGAGUAGUGUGUAGCGGGGCUUGAUGGCCCUUUUCAUGCGCAUAAUUAGCAAAAUUACCUUAAUAAUUCAUGAGUUAUGCAAAUUAAUUUGCAUAAUGAUGUCGUAUAUUUGAUUCUCCGAUGAUGAUAAAACAACGAGAGCUUUCCGAUUACCCGCCAUUUUGUUUCAAGAUGGCGGAAGGGUUAAUAAUGGGUGUUUUAAGGGAAAUAACAUUGAAUUGAGUGUGAAUACUUUUCGUUUCCAUUUAAAAUUGCUUUUGGAAAAGCAUGGGGGUUUAUUUGAGAGCAUGAUAGCCCGUAUUGGAAGAGAAAACGUACUUGAAAAUUUGUGUGUAAUUUAUCAGGAGUUACAACCUUCGAAUUUUGGUCGAAUUAUGGCUUACUUGACUUUAGUUUUUAAAGUUAGUGAUUUUUGUGAGCCUGAAAUUGUGCAAGAAGCCGUAGAAGUCUGUGUAUGGGAAUUAAAACAGAUGGACAUAGCUAGCUUUGAAAUAAAACAAUCUUGGAUACAACGUUUAAUUGCAUGGUCACGCGACUAAUAACCUGGCGAAAUUCGAAUAUCACUAAUCCGGGUUCAAUAGCAAAAGUCAUUAACUGUUGUACAUGGCUGAACACAUUGUACUUUUACUACAUUGCCCAGGCCCGUUUGUGCUGACUUAGCAAGAAAACUGGCUUUAAUGAUAGGACAUAAAUAUCUCGAGAUGGAGCAAGCAAAGUGGGAAAAGGUUGUUUCUUCGUGAAUGAGUGGUAAAUCGUUUGGAUUGAGUACAGAGUGUGAGAAUGGAGUUGGUUUACCUAUUGAAAAGGCGGAAUGGCAAAUUACAGAUUUGGAAAACAUUUUGAUUGAAAAGGGUUUGAUACCGAAAUUUAUUCGUGGGGACGAUGCCCUGUAUGAUAUAUUGUUGCGUCAAAUGCAAUCACAAUUGAUUCUGAGUGUUGUUGUUCCUAAACGAGUGCGGGGCCCUACCUUUGCUUAUUUGUCGAACUUUUUUAUUUAUUUAUUUAAAAUACGUCCUAGUUGUAGUUCUGGAAAUUGUUUUAUCUUCUUUACUGGUGGUUUUCCACAUGUUGUCAAGUGUUCAGCUAUUUCAUCUUCGAUCUUUGCGUGUUGACUUGAGAAUGUUGUCUCGUCGUUGAGGUGAACGUAUUCGUAGAUUUUGGGUUCUGUGCGGGAAUUUCUGUAUUUUUGGCUAGCAACUGUUCGAGUGUUUUGUCUCGAUCUGGGUCGGCGAGAUAUUCGGCUACGGCAUCUUCUAAGUUCGGUUUGAUGCUCGUGAACUUUUUAGACUUGUUCAGAUGAAUGUAUUCGAAGUCUGCGGGUUUCGUGUAGUACACGCGACCGGUCGACAUAAAUUCCUGCGUACCGAAUUCCUCGAUUCGUUUGAAUUUUUCUUCGAACUCGACUUUUCGCGCAUCUUCCGUUUUACGCCAUAUGUCAAGACGACAAUUCUCACAGUAUCGAGUGCGAAAAUGUAGUUUACGAUCGUGUGCAUCCGUAUGUUCGCAGUGUAGGCAUCCGUUGUUGAGACAUUCUUUUUUUGUUAGCGACAGUACGAUAUCUUUUUCGAUCGGAGUCAUUCUUUCUUCGUCGUCGCUCAUGUUUUGUAUUUUUUUUUUAGGUUCGGGUUUGUUUGGCGAUAAAGAGCCAGCCAUGGUGCCCUACACUUAUAAAUGAUGGGUAUGUGGAAGCUGUCAAAGGUGAAAUUGAAGAUGAGCAAAUCAAUCGUUGUGAUGAAAUUAUAAUCAUAUCUAAUUACCCUACAAAGAACGAUGAGCACAUGGUAUCCAACGGAAGUAAAUAA
This is a messenger RNA of Paramuricea clavata, 7961 nucleotides long. The record is from the annotation of a GenBank genome assembly. NCBI's taxonomy places the organism in Eukaryota, Metazoa, Cnidaria, Anthozoa, Malacalcyonacea, Plexauridae.